This is a messenger RNA of Plasmodium yoelii, 837 nucleotides long. RefSeq names its product PIR protein. The coding region runs from base 1 to 837 and encodes 278 amino acids. Lineage: Eukaryota; Apicomplexa; Aconoidasida; Haemosporida; Plasmodiidae. The record is from RefSeq and is a predicted model, not a curated record. The transcript has 3 exons.
AUGUUUAAUGAAGUGUGUAAAUCAAUUAAUGCGAUCGAUAAUUCUUUUGAUGAUGAUCCGAAAAACUCGGAAGAAAAUAUUUAUGAGAGUUUAUUAAAUUUUUACUGCCCUGAUAAGAAAUGUAAUAGUGAUGAAGAAAAGAUUAUCUCUGGUUUUAUAUUGUUAUUAAAUAUUGUUAAUGAAGAAACUACAGAUAGUGAUAAACUUGUUGAAUACGCUAUUUUAUGGUUAAGUUAUAAACUAAAUCAAAAAAAACAAAAUAAAACCACCAAAUUAUACGAUUUUUAUACUGAAAAAAUAAAAAAAAAUAGUUGUUAUAAUGAGAAUAUAGCUGAUAAUAGUGAUAGUGAUAGUGAUAGUAAUAGUAAGAUUAACAAGAAUGUUAUAUGUAAAAAAAUAAAAUCGAUGGAUAUCGAUAUUAAAGAUAUAUCUAAUUUUUAUGAUGCAUUUAAAUCAUUAUGUAACAUGUAUAAUGAAAUUGUUGCAGAUGACUACCAAUGCAAUAACUGUUUAGAAAAUGCUGGAGAAUUUUUUGAAAAAUGUGAAAAAGUUAAAAAUGUUUUUGAUAUUACUAAAGGAAGUUCUUAUUUACAACUAUGGUCUAGUUUAUCAAAUGAUUAUAAAAAUUUUGAAAAUUUAUAUAAUAAUUUUAGGUGUGAAAAUGGUUCAUCAUUUGUAGCUUGUCCACGAAGUUCAAUAAUAAAAAAUAUACUAAUUACAAUUGGAAUUAUAUUUGUUGCAGCAACAAUUUUUUUGGGAAUUUCUUAUAAGUAUUCGUUAUUUGGAUUUCGGAAACGAUCUCAAAAACAACAUUUAAGAGAAAAGCUAAAAAAAUAA